CGCGCUCCGCACUGGCACCAACUCAAGGAAACACCACAUUUUGGACAGAAAUGGACUUUUAAGCAGACGUUUUACCGGAGAGAGAUGCACUCCGCGGCACGGCGCGUGUAAACGCAGUGAUCUGAGCGAGGCGCACGAGCUCAGAGCACAACUUGUAGCCCGUUUUAGGAGCGGACAUUUUUCUUUCUAAACUGUCUUCUUUCUUCUCUAAAAUUGGCUCCCGUACAAACAGCCGCGUUGGAUCCCACGGCGUACUGCGAGACUCCGGUCUACAACCCGGAUCUCUGCCCGAACAUGAUCGCCGCGCAGGCCAAGCUCGUGUACCACCUCAAUAAGUACUACAACGAGAAAUGCCAGUCCCGCAAAGCGGCCAUCUCCAAAACCAUCCGCGAGGUGUGCAAGGUGGUGUCGGACGUGCUGAAAGAGGUGGAGGUGCAGGAGCCGCGCUUCAUCAGCUCUCUCAGCGAGAUGGACAACCGCUUCGAGGGGCUGGAGGUCAUCUCCCCCACGGAGUUCGAGGUGGUGCUCUAUCUCAACCAGAUGGGCGUCUUCAACUUCGUGGAUGACGGCUCGCUCCCGGGCUGCGCGGUGCUGAAGCUGAGCGACGGCCGCAAGAGGAGCAUGUCUCUCUGGGUAGAGUUCAUCACAGCGUCCGGUUACCUCUCCGCGCGGAAGAUCCGCUCCCGGUUCCAAACACUGGUGGCGCAGGCCGUGGAUAAGUGCAGCUACAGAGACGUGGUCAAAAUGGUGGCGGACACGAGCGAGGUCAAGCUGCGCAUCAGAGACCGGUACGUGGUGCAGAUCACCCCCGCCUUUAAGUGCACCGGGAUCUGGCCCCGCAGCGCAGCGCACUGGCCGCUGCCGCACAUCCCGUGGCCCGGGCCCAACCGCGUUGCCGAGGUCAAGGCUGAAGGGUUCAACCUGCUGUCCAAAGAGUGCUACUCUCUGAACGGGAAGCAGAGCUCCGCGGAGAGCGACGCCUGGGUGCUCCAGUUUGCGGAGGCCGAGAACAGGCUGCUGCUGGGCGGCUGCAGGAAGAAGUGUUUAUCGGUGCUGAAAGCGCUACGGGACCGGCAUCUAGAACUGCCCGGACAACCGCUCAACAACUACCACAUGAAGACUCUGGUGUCCUACGAGUGCGAGAAGCACCCAAGGGAGUCGGACUGGGACGAGAACUGCCUCGGGGACCGCCUCAACGGGAUUCUAUUGCAGCUUAUUUCGUGUUUGCAGUGCAGGCGCUGCCCGCACUAUUUCCUGCCUAACUUAGACCUGUUCCAGGGAAAGCCGCACUCUGCGUUGGAGAACGCGGCCAAACAGACGUGGCGCCUGGCGAGAGAGAUUCUGACCAACCCCAAGAGCCUGGAGAAACUCUGAGGUAACUCUAGUCCACACUGCGGGCACGGCCUGGACCGGCCCGGCCUUACCCGGAACUGCCCUGAUCUCUAUCUGUUCUGGCCCGAUGCGGACGCUUUUCUAGCCUCAGUUUGAGCGAGCACCUUUGACCCAGUCCGCAUAGGAGACGUUAAAUGAUUGGCCUGUUUUGAAGCGCUUGUUCCACGCGUGUACAUUAGCUGUAAAUAGCCCUCGCCCCCGUGGUCUGCUGUGAGUGUCGUGACGCACCUGUCUCCGUUCCACAGUGCUCCUGUUUACAUGUGACGUACAGCAUCAGACAUUCCAUCGGUUUUUACUUGAAUCCUCUUUAUUUAAGUCCUGACCUUGGUGGUUUUGUUCUCCA
Messenger RNA from Boleophthalmus pectinirostris (great blue-spotted mudskipper), 1735 nucleotides. RefSeq names its product putative nucleotidyltransferase MAB21L1. Lineage: Eukaryota; Metazoa; Chordata; Actinopteri; Gobiiformes; Gobiidae. The transcript has a single exon. Bases 295 to 1374 code for a protein of 359 amino acids. The record is from RefSeq and is a predicted model, not a curated record.